Phyllopteryx taeniolatus (common seadragon) is the source of this 2839-nucleotide messenger RNA. RefSeq names its product frizzled-7-like. NCBI's taxonomy places the organism in Eukaryota, Metazoa, Chordata, Actinopteri, Syngnathiformes, Syngnathidae. Gene Ontology annotation, molecular function: Wnt receptor activity; Wnt-protein binding. Gene Ontology annotation, biological process: non-canonical Wnt signaling pathway; canonical Wnt signaling pathway. The transcript has a single exon. Gene Ontology annotation, cellular component: plasma membrane. The coding region runs from base 173 to 1819 and encodes 548 amino acids. The record is from RefSeq and is a predicted model, not a curated record.
UCACAUUGAGCAACAAAGACAACUUUGCAUCUGAAAGAUGCGGGAGAUGCAAGGCAUGCACGAGUGCAGCAAGGCGGAGACACUUAUUAGGGAACUGCAGCAGUGACGAGCUGGGCAGUGACGAGUCGGUAAGGAGAACUACUUUUCCCUCCUUUGGGUGGACUGGACCAUCAUGGCAACGUGGGGGAUCUGGCCUUGGUGGUUGAGCUACACUUUACCAUUGCUCAUCCCGCCAGGCUCAUCUCAAGAACAGAAGGGUUUUUCCAUCCCGGAACAUGGAUUUUGCCAAGCCAUCUCAAUCCCGCUGUGCAUCGAUAUCGCCUACAAUCAGACCAUCAUGCCCAACCUGCUGGGCCAUGCCAACCAAGAAGACGCAGGGCUGGAAGUUCACCAGUUCUACCCGCUCGUCAAAGUCCAGUGCUCGCCAGACCUUAAGUUCUUUUUGUGCUCCAUGUACGCACCGGUGUGCACAGUUUUGGAGCAGGCGAUCCCCCCUUGCAGGACUUUAUGCGAACGGGCCCGACAGGGAUGUGAAGCACUGAUGAAUAAAUUUGGUUUUCAGUGGCCUGAGAGGCUGCGCUGUGAACACUUCCCUAUCCACAGUGCCGGAGAGAUCUGCGUGGGUCAGAACACAUCUAACAGUAAUGGUCCGACACCGACACCUGACCUCGGAAAGGUGUUGAACUUUCCAUCCCACACUUCAAGCAACCCAGCCUUUUCCUGCCCACCGCAGUUAGGGGUGCCAGCCUACCUCAGCUACCGCUUCCUUGGUGCCAAGGACUGCGGUGCCCCCUGCGAGGUCUCCAAACCCAAUGGACUGGUGUAUUUUACAGAGGAGGAGCUCAAGUUUGGGCGGCUCUGGGUCGCUGUCUGGGCUGUCCUUUGUUGCAUCAGCACACUCUUCACUGUCCUCACAUAUGCGGUAGAUACGCAGCGCUUUCAGUACCCCGAGAGACCUGUUGUCUUUCUCUCAGGUUGCUACUUCAUGGUGGCACUAGUAUAUGUCACCGGUUUCCUGCUUGAGGACAAAGUCGUCUGUGUGGACAAGUUCAAGGCGGACGGUUAUAAGAUGGUGAUUCAGGGCACCAAGAAAGAGGGCUGCACCAUACUCUUCAUAGUGUCCUACUUCUUUAGCAUGGCAAGCUCCAUCUGGUGGGUUAUCCUGUCCCUCACCUGGUUCCUGUCAGCUGGGAUGAAGUGGGGUCACGAGGCCAUCGAGGCAAAUUCUCGGUACUUCCACCUGGUGGCCUGGACAGUGCCAAUGUUGAAAACCGUCACCAUCUUGGCGAUGGGACAGGUGGAGGGCGACCUUCUGACCGGUGUGUGCUACGUGGGUGUGUACGACGUGGAUGCCCUGCGGGGUUUUGUGCUGGCUCCGCUCUUUGUCUACCUCCUCGUCGGCACUUUUUUUCUGCUGGCUGGUUUUGUGUCUCUCUUUCGCAUCCGCACCAUCAUGAAGCUUGGCGGUACUGAGACAGAAAAGCUUGAGAAGCUGAUGGUGCGGAUCGGUGUGUUCAGCAUGCUGUACACGCUACCUGCCACCACUGUGGUGGCCUGCCACUUCUAUGAGCAGGCCCUGCGUCCGCGGUGGGAGUACACAUGGCGCAUGCAGACCUGCAAACGCUUUGCUUUGCCGUGCCCGUCGGAAAACUUUGCUCCAUUGACGCCGGACUUCACCAUGUUCAUGAUCAAGUACCUGAUGACCAUGAUCGUUGGGAUAACGUCAGGCUUCUGGAUCUGGUCUGGAAAGACUGUGCAAUCCUGGCGACGCUUCUAUAAGAGACUGAUCGCCCCUGAGCCGGGAAAUACCACACUUUAGUAGUGUUGAGUUAGCCAUUGGAUUAGCAUAGCUUGUACAAUGGCACCUUAGCUUAUUAUUAUAAAUUAUGAAUUUUUUGUAGUUACAAGCCGUCUCUUGGUCACAAUUUGAGUUAAAACUGAGCUUCCGAUAGUAAAGCGUAAAAAAAAAAGGAGAAUAAUAGUUGCCGAUGCAUUUUCAGCUCUUUAGUGAACCUUAGUGAAACACACAAAUACAAAAUUAAAACGCAGUUACAGACCACAAAAACUCCCAUCCAUACGCUGACACAGAGACUAACCGGCCAUGUUGUUGAUGUCACUCAACGGGGUUGGGGAAGUUCAUUUUCUACGCGAGCUAGUUCAAAGCUCAGUUCACCGUUCUGAAAACGAACGUUUUUAAUUCAUAGUUCAGAAUUCAAAAUUUAACUAUGUUUAAAGUUCCCAAACUGAAUGAGUUCAUCAUUCUUUCUUUUUUUUUUUCUUCAAAACUAUAUGUUGUUGCUGUGUUUAACUUUCCCAUUGUUGCCACCCAUUCAGUCCACACUAGUAGCCGGCUGCAGCUUUCACUGUACAAUUUCAACAACAUCAGUAAAAACUUGUUGCUUGAAUGGGUUUCUUUUUUUUUUUUUUAAAUGAGGAAUUAAAACAAAAACAGGACUUGUGUCCUUAAUGUGCAAACACAAACACGCAGCUCAGUAUGACAGGAACAAUGGUGAAAGGACAUUGAUAACUGCCUUGCUAGCAGUUCUGGCUGACUAUAUUAACCAAAUAUUUUAUUUUAUCUGGUCCUAUAUUACAAAACAAAAUAAAUUCCAUACUAUGACAGUGUAAUCGUACAGUGUUUUAACUAAAGUAUUCUCAUACAAAUCAUAUUUUUUCUAUAAAGAACACAAUCUCUCCCAUUUACUCAGUGUCCCUGAAUGCACCAUGCACAUGUUAACAUGAAUGGCAACUACACUGAAUCGGCUCGUAUAUAGUGUGUCAAAGUUCAGUUAUGUUCGCAUAAAAUAUGAAUUAGUUCAUGAACACUGUCACUCAAUUA